CUGUCCUCCGUCUGAAGCGUGGAAACACCGGCGGGCCCUGAAUCAGCUUGUUUCUGGUUUUCUUUGUUUYCCCRUCAUGGUGGAGCAGUUUGUCGGGACCUGGAAGUUGGUUUCCAGCGACAACUUCGACGAGUACAUGAAGGAAGUCGGAAUGAACUUCGCCAGUCGACAGGUGGGCAACCUGUCCRAGCCGAAGCUGCUGGUGAGCCUGGCAGAUGAUGGGUUUGCAACCAUGAAGGCCGAGAGCUCUCUGAAGACYGUAGAGGUCAAGUUCAAGCUGGACGAAGAGUGUGACGAGACCACAGCAGACGGCCGCAAAGCCAAGUCUGUCUUCAAACUUGAGAAYGGCAAGCUGGUGCAGACGCAGUCCUGGGACGGAAAGACGACCACCCUGGAACGAGAGAUUCAAGACGGGAAACUUACGGUUAAGUGCAUCAUGAACGAUGUGGUUGCGGUGAGGACGUAYGAGAAGGCUGCGUAACCGUUUUUAAAACAAUAAAACUUGAACUGUGA
Messenger RNA from Austrofundulus limnaeus, 513 nucleotides. It is a transcript of the gene fabp4b, whose product is annotated as fatty acid binding protein 4b. Gene Ontology annotation, molecular function: lipid binding. The record is from RefSeq and is a predicted model, not a curated record. Lineage: Eukaryota; Metazoa; Chordata; Actinopteri; Cyprinodontiformes; Rivulidae. The transcript is spliced from 4 exons. The coding region runs from base 77 to 481 and encodes 134 amino acids.